ACAUAACCUUUUUUUAACUUCAUCUUCACCAAUUUUCACAAAAAUAGUGUAAUAAAAGUAAAACAUCCCCGUAUCAUAAAUUUGUUCGAUUUCGGGCAUAUUUGCUGGAAAAAUAAAAACCGCAAUAUGGCCGAUGAUGGUGAAAACGUGUCGGUUAUGACUGUGAAAGAACCCUUAGACCUUAUAAGGCUAAGCUUAGAUGAGAGGAUUUACGUUAAAAUGAGAAAUGAACGAGAAUUACGAGGCAAGUUACAUGCUUACGAUCAACAUUUGAACAUGGUUUUGGGAGAUGCAGAAGAAACAAUAACAACAGUUGAAAUAGAUGAAGAGACAUAUGAAGAAGUUUACAGAACAACAAAACGGAACAUACCAAUGUUAUUUGUAAGAGGUGAUGGUGUUAUACUUGUAUCACCUCCUGUACGAGUGGGAGUUUGAAAUAGAUAAUAAAAGUACAUACAAAACCAAUUUUUAUUUCUGUCCCAAUA
Molecule: messenger RNA, 485 nt
Organism: Papilio machaon (common yellow swallowtail)
Lineage: Eukaryota; Metazoa; Arthropoda; Insecta; Lepidoptera; Papilionidae
Gene: LSm3
Product: U6 snRNA-associated Sm-like protein LSm3
Exons: 3
Coding region: 127-435 (102 amino acids)
Biological process (GO): P-body assembly; mRNA splicing, via spliceosome
Cellular component (GO): Lsm1-7-Pat1 complex; U4/U6 x U5 tri-snRNP complex; U6 snRNP
Molecular function (GO): RNA binding
Source: RefSeq, a predicted model, not a curated record